AUGUUAUGCUGCUGUGGAACAACAGGCAUCCCAGGUGUCCCCGGUGUCCCCGGUGUACCUGGUGCUCCAGGAAGAGACGGGGUAAAAGGAGAUGCUGGAUCACCAGGAGAAAAGGGAAAUCCUGGAAAAUGUAAUUUAAAAUUUACUAAAGGUGAGAAGGGAGAUCCUGGAAGUUCCGGGUUACAAGGUAUGAAAGGUGAAAAAGGAGAAUCUAACGCUCAUGCAAACGAUGAAAUAUUUUUGUCUACAUGGAAGCAAUGUGCUUGGCGGAGAGCCGACAAUAAAGAUCAUGGAUUGAUACAGAACAAAGGGAAAUGUUUAUUUUAUUAUUUGGAUGAAAGGUGCAAUAGUUGUUGCAAACGUUGGUAUUUUACUUUCAAUGGAGUUGAAUGUAAAAACCCUCUUCCUAUUGAUGGAGUUCUUUACAUGGACAAUGGAAAGUCACAAAAUAUACAUCGACAUCGUCACAUCGAAGGAUAUUGUAACAAAAUCCAUAAAGGAAAAGUGCAAGUUGGAUUCUGGGUCGGCAAUUGUGCAGGUUUCGGUAACGCAGAUGCAUUCAGUGGAUGGAAAUCAGUUUCUCGUAUUGUUAUUAAAGAGGUUCCUCCUCCACAAGAAUAAUUCCUUUAUUCACUUUUCUAUUUAACUCUAUUUUAUGUUAAAGCUUCCAUUUAGUUGAAAAUUCAUGUGUAUUUUAUGACAAUAAUUCAGUUUUGUAAUUUUAAGGAGUUGAGUAAGUCUAUUAUUUACUCCUCAACGAAUAAUACUAUCAAUGCCACAUAAAACGAAAAUAAGUUGAUUAAAAUUUUAAAUUCAAUCAUAUAGAAGAUGAAUUAUUCUUACGAUGACCUACAUGAAUAAAUCUUUGUUUUAAGGAACUGUUUCACUCGGAUCGUUGCUGCGAGUGAAAAUUAGGCCAAAUAAAAAUUAUUGCAAUUUCAGAAUCUUUUUCAUUUUAGUACAUGGAGUAAAGAGAGACGCAGUAUCAGCAAAAUAAGAGACGCCGCGAAACCAGGAAGUUCUGGUUUUAAGGGAGGGAAGAAUAAUUAUAUGAUGCAAACAUAAACAUUUUUACAAAAUGGAAACUAUAUGCUUGGAAGAAAUAUGACGAGAAUGAUAAUAAAUUACUUUAGUAAUAACUA
Messenger RNA from Xenia sp. Carnegie-2017, 1142 nucleotides. Its product is annotated as collagen triple helix repeat-containing protein 1-like. The record is from RefSeq and is a predicted model, not a curated record. The transcript has 4 exons. Lineage: Eukaryota; Metazoa; Cnidaria; Anthozoa; Malacalcyonacea; Xeniidae. Bases 1 to 621 code for a protein of 206 amino acids.